CCAUACAAGACAAGUAAUUUUUAACUGAUUUGUUUAUGACAUUGACUUGUACUGAAGCACUAAUUGGCAUUUGUACAGUUGGGUUAAUAUUAAUAUAUUCUAUAUGGAAGUGUAAAAAUACAUACUGCUGCCAUUUAUAUGUCACUUAUAGAUGUGUUUUAUGUGACAGCAAAAUGCUGACUCAUAGACUGGUUUAGGUUACCAUGGCAACAGCUAGCUUGGGAGGAUCCAGAGCAUGACAUGAGAUGUAGAACAGAAAAACUCAGUAUGAGCCUUUAGAAAAGUUACUGGUCAAAAAAGAUGGAUUGUAGAAUUAUGUCGAAAUAGUGAUUUCUGUCAUUUUAUUAUUCCAAACUUUAGAAAAUUUCUAUUAGCAAUCCAGCUACAUGGUUAACAGAUAAUUUGUGAAAAACUCUAAUAUGCAUUUUUUUUUCUUUUCAGGAUUCCCUAAAUCAGGUUUUUAGCCUGAGGACUGGCAGAAAAAUCACUGAAUUAACUAUAAAGAAGAAUCAAGCUUAUAAAAGCCAUGGAAACACUGCCGCAGAUUCGCAUAAACGAUGUCAGUAGCCUGGACUGUGAUAACGUGGAUGCUGCGACAGAUGACCAUUUAAGAAAUUUAAAGGCUUUGGCUGAGAGACUUAGACUACAGACCAGGAGACCUUCCUAUCAAGAGUGGAAGGAACACGUAGAAGAAGCUACCAAUGCCAAAGGACCGUCAGAUCUACCAAUGUCCACUGUGUUUGGCCAAAGUGCAGAACAGGAGCAUGCACACAGGCCUGAAAGAACUGCCCAAAAGUUGGAUUUAACACAAGAAUGCAGCCCGACUUCCGGGAAUCUGAAAGGGUUUGGGAAUAUUGAUGAAGCUCUCAUCUGGCUAAGGAAAGAACUGAAGGAGAUGCGUUUGCAGGACCAGCAGCUUGCCCGCCAGCUCAUGCGCCUACGAGGAGAUAUCAACAAGCUAAAGAUCGAGCAGACGUGUCACCUGCACCGACGGAUGCUCAACGAUGCCACGUAUGGCCUGGAGGAGCAAGACGAGCUCUCUGAUCUUCUGUGUGAUGGUCCUGUUACACCUGGCUUUGGUCUGUCAGCACCUCUUCGCUUGAUUGGUGUCACCAAGAUGAACAUAAACACAAGACGCUUCUCCCUCUGCUAGCCUAAAAGCAAACAGGGCUUAUACUGCAAGUCAUGUGCACCAUGUCUCCAAUGUAAAAACAAGAAACCUGUAUAAAACGUUGAUAGAAUAUGAAACAAAUAUUUUGCCACAUAUUUUGUAAUGAAACAAGAAACUGAUACAUCAUGUUAUUUGCUUUUACUGCUUUCUGCAUUGUAUAUAAAAGGCUGUAUAUGGAAUUUUAAUAACACAAUCAAGCCUCAUUUAUAAGCUUCAUUAGAGAGGUUGGAGAAAGUAUGCUUUAAAGAUUUAAAUUAGUUUUGUUCUAUAUGUUUGUUUAUACUUAAACAAAAUUUUCUACAGACAUGAGUAUAGCAGAUACACAAGAAAAUAAUCUUAUACAGUAAAUAUGAUGAACUGUUUACU
Messenger RNA from Clarias gariepinus (North African catfish), 1537 nucleotides. It is a transcript of the gene fam167ab, whose product is annotated as family with sequence similarity 167 member Ab. The record is from RefSeq and is a predicted model, not a curated record. The coding region runs from base 527 to 1153 and encodes 208 amino acids. Lineage: Eukaryota; Metazoa; Chordata; Actinopteri; Siluriformes; Clariidae. The transcript has 3 exons.